GCAUGGUCAAAACAGACAUUUCUUCUCAAACUUUCUCAUUCUUUUUCCUUUAUGCAUCAUUCAUAAAGUAGAUAAAGCCAACCCACAAACCAACUAACACAUUCUUUCUAUUGCACCCACCCAGGAGAGCACCACCUAGCUGCACACAAAUUAACAAGAUCUCCUAUCUGUUUGGGAGUUUGGCAGUGAGAGAGCAAUGGAAGCAGGGUUAGCUCCAAAUUCAUGCACAACAAGGGGAGUGUUAGAGAAGAAGACAAGGCCACAACCACAAGAGCAAGUGAAUUGUCCAAGGUGCAAUUCAACCAACACCAAGUUCUGCUAUUACAACAACUACAGCCUCACACAACCGAGAUACUUCUGCAAGACAUGCAGAAGGUAUUGGACAGAAGGAGGGUCUCUCAGAAAUGUCCCAGUUGGAGGUGGUUCAAGGAAGAACAAGAGGAUCAUUACCUCAGCUUCACCAAAGGUUAUUCCAGACUUAAAUCCACCAAUUCCAAAUGCAAGCCUUAAUAAAGUGCAACAAGUAGGCCAUGAUCUUAAUUUGGCUUUUCCAGCUAUGGGGAAUUAUCAUCAUGGUCAUGGCAUGUCAUCUCCAUAUGUUGAAAUGGGUCAUGACACCAGUAAUUACCAUAGCUCUUCUUCUUGUUCUACUGCUCCAAUUGAUCUAUUAAGGUCUGGCUUGGUGGGUUCUAGGGGUUUGAAUAAUCCUUAUGUUGUGAUGCCAAUGAGCUCAAAUUCCCUUUACCCUGCAUCUGGGACUGGGUUUCCCAUGCAGGAAAUGAAACCAAGUCUUGGGCUGGGCUUUUCACUUGAUGGGCUUGAAAACAGAUCAUAUGAUGAGAUCCAACAGAAUGGUGGUGGGAGUGGGAGACUUUUGUUCCCUUUUGGAGGAGACACCAAGCAAGUUGAAGUGGAACACAGUAAUAAAGAACAAGGGAACAAAUCAACUGCAUAUUGGACUGGAAUUAAUGACUGGUGAAGGGUCAUCAUCACGGUAAUUAAGGAAAGUAAUUAAGGGAGAACAAGAAAAUCCAGAAUCUGCAUUAUUUUCCAUUCCUUCCCUAUUUCUAGGUCCUUUCACAUGGAUCAGCAUGACCUGUUUGAAGGUAUUCAGAACUAACAAUAGGAUACAUAUUGGAGCAAUGUGACGGUUUUACAGCUCUCAUCUUGUUUUUCUUUAUAUUAUAUAUUUAGAGAUAGAAGAAGAGGUGAAUAUAGGACCUGCUUUUGCCUGAGUCAUGCAACCUGUAUUCAUGAAUUCUUCUGUCAAAAUUAAGUGACUUUUGGUGAUUAAGGAAGGAAAGGCUUAGAUGUCCGAGUUUGUAAGUGUAACCAUAAUAUUAUUAGAUAAUGGUUGAGUGGAGCUUUGUUCAA
Messenger RNA from Lotus japonicus, 1374 nucleotides. RefSeq names its product dof zinc finger protein DOF2.5-like. Gene Ontology annotation, biological process: regulation of DNA-templated transcription. The coding region runs from base 197 to 979 and encodes 260 amino acids. The transcript has 2 exons. Gene Ontology annotation, molecular function: DNA binding; DNA-binding transcription factor activity. NCBI's taxonomy places the organism in Eukaryota, Viridiplantae, Streptophyta, Magnoliopsida, Fabales, Fabaceae. The record is from RefSeq and is a predicted model, not a curated record.